UUCUGUGGUAUUUUUUGCUGUAACUUCAUAUAUAGUUUCUUCUGGGAUAAAAAAGUGCAAAUUUAAAGAAGUUUGAAGAGUCUUCUUAGAGUUCUUGAAGAGGUCUUGACCUAUAAACCUUCUUGAAACUAAAAAUUCAACAUACCAAAUUUCCCUCUAUUUUUAGAAGUCCCUAUCCAGCUCCUUCUCUCUCCUUAGUAAGUUGCUAAAGCUGAUACAGCACUCAAAAUACCUGCAUAUAUGGGGUGACUGUUAUUUUAAGGAUUUAGUAAGUCAGUUGUACUUUUAUUUGUGGCUGAUAACUUCAUAUUUGUGAAGAAUUUGUAGCAAAAUAGUUUUAAUGUACUUUGCUGUAAAAGGAAAGUUUUCAAGCAAUGAGUAUCCUUUACUACAUUUCCCAUGAAUUUAUGUCAGUUGGUUCAUUUCUCAGCUUGCAGUAAAUCAAAAGAGUAAUUUGAGUAAAAUUUCAAUGACUGAUAAUUUUUGAAUCGAUUAAAGUAAUCACUGAUCCUAA
This is a messenger RNA of Moneuplotes crassus, 514 nucleotides long. NCBI's taxonomy places the organism in Eukaryota, Ciliophora, Spirotrichea, Euplotida, Euplotidae. The record is from the annotation of a GenBank genome assembly.